This is a messenger RNA of Synchiropus splendidus (mandarinfish), 630 nucleotides long. Its product is annotated as acetylcholinesterase collagenic tail peptide-like. Lineage: Eukaryota; Metazoa; Chordata; Actinopteri; Syngnathiformes; Callionymidae. The transcript has 4 exons. The record is from RefSeq and is a predicted model, not a curated record. The coding region runs from base 138 to 554 and encodes 138 amino acids.
GUGACCGCGGAGUCUCGGGUGCAACCGGAGAGAAGGUACCACUCAGCUGAGUAGAUGGAGAGAUCAAAAAAACAAAUGAUGAUGUCUGCUUGUGUUGCUUUCAGGGCGACCCUGGUUUGUGGGGUGAUGUGGGCCAGAUGGGUGAGCAGGGGCCCAGAGGAGAUCCAGGCUGCCGAGGAACAAUGGGGUUGAAGGGACCUCGUGGACCUCCCGGCACGCGUGGCCAUGCUGGUCCAGUGGGAGUGCCAGGUCUCACCGGAGAGCCUGGUUUACCUGGACAAGUUUUCAUUCUACAAGGUCCGGUGGGAGACACGGGCGGCCCAGGUCCAUCUGGGGUGUGUAACUGUUCGCGGGUUCAAACUCCAGUGAGUCAGAGGAACGAGAUCCACACUAUUUACGUGGCAGACGGAAACAGGCAGAUGAGGAGACUGCGAGGAGAAAAUGUGAUGGUGCUGCGGACCGACAAGCAGAAACUGUACAUCUACUCUGACUCCCAUUGGAUCGACGUGCUGCUGCCGGCCGCUGCAAGCAGACUACUCAACACAGACACCUGAAGAUGUCAAAGGGUGGCACCUCAGAAAGAAGAGCCUUCAUUUUGCUGCUUCCUUGAAAGAGAUUUGAAGAAAAAUC